This is a messenger RNA of Diaporthe citri, 1371 nucleotides long. RefSeq lists its product as uncharacterized. The transcript is spliced from 3 exons. Lineage: Eukaryota; Fungi; Ascomycota; Sordariomycetes; Diaporthales; Diaporthaceae. The record is from RefSeq and is a predicted model, not a curated record. The coding region runs from base 1 to 1371 and encodes 456 amino acids.
AUGGCGGCCGAGUCGUCCCCUGAGCCCGCUGUCACGUCUGACGGCGAGCAGCCUCAAGCCGCCAAUGGCGACGUCCCAGCCCCCGAGCCGUCCGCCCAGGAUCUUGAUUUCGUCACCCUGGGCAUGUUUAUCGUUGACGAGAUCGAGUACACGCCGCCCAAGCCUCCUCAGAAGGACGUAUUAGGCGGUGCAGGCUCCUAUGCCGCACUAGGUGCCCGUCUCUUCUCGCCAGGCCCCAUACAGUCCAAGACGGUCGGGUGGAUCGUGGACCAGGGCUCCGACUUCCCCCCGGCCAUUACGACGCUCAUCGAUAGCUGGGAGACCGCCGCUCUUGUCCGCCACGACCCGGAUCGCCAUACCACAAGGGGCUGGAACUCGUUAGACGACAACGAGAACAGGGCCUUCAAGUACACCACCCCCAAGAAGAGGCUGGUAGCCGCCGACCUCAGCGGCGAGCCGCUGCUGCAGUCGCGCGCGUUCCACAUCAUCUGCAGCCCCUCCAGGUGCCGGGAGCUGGUCACGGAGCUGCUGACCCUGCGCAAGGACGAGGCCCUGCCCGAGGACGAUGAGGGCCGCGGGGGUUACUCGCGGCCCAUCAUCAUCUGGGAGCCGGUGCCCGACCUGUGCACGCCCGAUGAGCUCCUCAACCUGACCAACUGCCUGCCUCUCGUGGACGUCUGCAGCCCAAACCACUCGGAGCUGGCUGGUUUCAUGGGCGACUCCGGUAUCGACCCGGAGACUGGCGAGAUCAGCACCCUCGCCGUCGAGCAGGCGUGCGAACAGCUCCUCGGCUCCAUGCCCCUGUCGAGCUUCACCCUCGUGGUGAGGGCCGGCGAGAAGGGCUGCUACAUUGCCAAGAAUGGUGGGCGCAACAACUCCUCCAAGAAGAGUGGCUCGAAACAGCGGAAGAAGGUCCACGCCGCGCACGGCGGCCUGCAGCCCGACACAGACAUGAUGAGCCUCUUUGCCGGUCUCCUGCAGCAGUCCGCCCCCGACGAGGACGGCGCUGACGAGGAUGGGGCCGCCACCUUUAGCUUCAUCCAGGACGAGCUCGACGAGGUGGAGAUAGACCCCGGGCUGGACAAGUGGAUACCCGCCUUCUUCACCAGGGAAGAUGCUGCCGCUGGGAGGGUCGUUGAUCCCACUGGUGGCGGCAACACGUUCCUCGGCGGGUUGGGUGUGGCUCUCGCCAGAGGCAAGACCAUGCAGGAGGCCGCGUGCUGGGGCAGCAUCGCCGCGAGCUUCGCUAUCGAGCAGGUCGGUGUGCCUGAGCUGGGCAGGAACGACGACGGCGAGGAGACGUGGAACGGCGAUCGAGUGCAGGACAGGCUGGAGGCUUUACAGGCACGUCUUGAGGUUCCAGCGGAAUAA